GUGUGGGAUACUGUCGUAUAUGGACUUCACCGUCGGCUGGAAAGGACUCCAUUUAACAUUAAUAGAAAAUGCCACAACUUGUUGACUCUGACGAUACCACUCCAUUGCUGAGGGAUGAUGCAAGCAGUGAUGACUCUCAAGAUGAAGAUUACAAGAGUCGGUGGAGGUCUAUCAGAGUCAUGUACUUCACCAUGUUCCUCAGCAGUGUGGGUUUCACUAUUGUCAUCACAUCACUGUGGCCCUAUUUGCAAAAGAUUGAUGAUAGCGCCAAUGCUACCUUCCUGGGCUGGAUAGUGGCAGCCUACAGCCUCGGUCAGAUGGUGGCCUCACCUAUUUUUGGCCUGUGGUCCAAUUAUCGGCCACGCAGGGAGCCACUGGUGUGCUCCAUUUUCAUCAACUUGUCAGCCAACAUCUACUAUGCCUAUGCAUACCUGCCCAAGACCAAUAACAAGGUCCACAUGCUCAUGUCCAGAGCCUUCGUGGGCUUCGGAGCAGGUAAUGUUGCUGUGGUGCGGUCAUACGUAGCUGGAGCUACCUCACUGAAAGAGAGGACUAAUGCCAUGGCAAAUAUGAGUGCAUGUCAAGCCCUGGGGUUUAUCCUAGGACCAGCUCUGCAGGCUGGCCUGUCAUUUGUCGGUGAGCAUGGUUUCACAGUAAAGAUCAUCGACCUGCAGCUCAACAUGUACACUGCCCCGGCUUUACUGGCUACGUUCUUUGGCCUCAUAAACAUCCUGCUGGUAGUUCUUGUGCUGAGAGAGCACCGUGUUGACGACCAUGGAAGACAAAUUCGAGCCAUCAACUACACAUCAGAAGACAGAGUUGACAUUAACGAAGAAACCGAAGAAACCAUCGACCAAGUAGCAGUCCUGACUUCUAACGCCCUAUUCUUCAUCAUCAUGUUCAUCUUUGCUGUCUUUGAGACAAUAGCCACCCCUUUGUCCAUGGACAUGUUCUCCUGGACAAGGAAGGAAGCUGUGUUGUACAAUGGCAUCAUCAUUUGCGGCAUUGGAUUUGAAUCCAUCCUGGUGUUUCUGAUUGUAAAAAUGGCCUCUCAAAGGUUCGGGGAUCGUCCUGUGUUGCUCGUAGGCUUGGCCAUCAUAUUCUGUGGCUUCUUUAUUCUGCUUCCCUGGGGAAACCAGUACCCCAAAAUCCAAUGGGCAGACCUUAAAAACACCUCAAUGGUCAGUCAAAUGUCUGAAGUCACGAUAGCCUCCAACAGCUCUUUGGAGCCAACAGGCUGUCCGUUUGAACAGACCUGGUGUCAGUAUACUCCCGCCAUCAACCUGGCCCAGUACAUCACCUCUGACGUCCUCAUUGGGGUGGGAUACCCAGCAUGCAACGUGAUGUCCUACACGCUAUAUUCCAAAAUCCUUGGACCCAAGCCUCAGGGUGUGUACAUGGGAUGGCUGACAGCCUCGGGCAGCGGGGCGCGGACAUUGGGCCCAGUGUUUGUCUCGCAGGUGUACACCCUCGUUGGACCUCGUUGGGCUUUCAGCCUCAUCUGUGGCAUGGUUUUAGGGGCCAUCGUCCUCCUCAUCUCUGUUUACCACAGAUUCAUCGCCUUUUCUGUACGUCACGGAAGGACUGCAGAUUGAAAAGUGAAGCUCUCCCGCUGUAGGGACUGAUGCCGGCUCUCCCAGCUUCUAUUUCCAAGAGUCUUUUAGCCAACAUCUGGCUACCAUGAAGACUUUUUGUUGCUGUUACUUAAGAAUGUGGUAACUGACAAACAAUGUCUGACAGUUUGUGUCUCAGGGUUGACCUUUGAACUCUCAUGCGAAGAGAUGAGGCCAGGUUAUUUUCCAUGACUUGACCAAAGAUGGCUGCUUCGCGAGUUAAAAGGGAGCUACUGCUUGCACUGACGCGACACUCUCACUCACUUAAAUGUGAAAGAAGCCAUGUGAUGCAUAUCCAUUGUAUUGUAUAAUGUGGAUUAAUAAUAUCUAUACCAGAUAAAAGUUUUUAAUUAAAUACUUACUAAACUUUUGUUACUGAAAGAUUGUAACUUAUCGCACAAGUUUUCAUUUUUUUCAAUGUUGGUUUUAAAGAUAAAUUACAUACACAGACUGCUUUGUCAUGCUAUUUUUUGGAAUUCACAGGCACAUGGACUCUGGGAGUAACCAUGACUUAAUUAAUGCUACUUGAAAAUAUAUGCUAUCAAAUUGUUUGAUAUUUUGUUUUUACAGGAAGAAAAUGUGCUGACCACUGAAUAAUGUUUGAUUAAUUAAAUACAGCAUUCCCUUAUACUGUAUUGAACACCUUUGCAUUUACUAUUCUACUGUUUAAAAUUAUUUUGGUUUUAAUGACCAUUGAUUGUCAUUCAAGAAACUCUGGAGACAUGAGCCAACUUUAUAGAUGCUAUAAAGGAAACAUUUGCACAUUCAACUAUUUUCCUGUCAGUUAAUGGUUGUACUUUUUUAAAACUACAGAUUUUGUUUACCUGAAAUAUUUCAAUAAGUGAUGUGUGAGUGUGCCUGUUCGUGCUACUGAUUAACUGAGUGAUGCAUUAAAGAAUUAACAUGA
This is a messenger RNA of Scomber scombrus (Atlantic mackerel), 2520 nucleotides long. It is a transcript of the gene mfsd8, whose product is annotated as major facilitator superfamily domain containing 8. The coding region runs from base 69 to 1595 and encodes 508 amino acids. Gene Ontology annotation, cellular component: lysosomal membrane. Gene Ontology annotation, molecular function: transmembrane transporter activity. The transcript has 13 exons. Gene Ontology annotation, biological process: transmembrane transport. Lineage: Eukaryota; Metazoa; Chordata; Actinopteri; Scombriformes; Scombridae. The record is from RefSeq and is a predicted model, not a curated record.